Molecule: messenger RNA, 3318 nt
Organism: Orbilia oligospora ATCC 24927
Lineage: Eukaryota; Fungi; Ascomycota; Orbiliomycetes; Orbiliales; Orbiliaceae
Exons: 10
Coding region: 1-3318 (1105 amino acids)
Biological process (GO): carboxylic acid metabolic process
Molecular function (GO): carbon-carbon lyase activity; pyridoxal phosphate binding
Source: RefSeq, a predicted model, not a curated record
AUGGGUGCUAAUAACUCAGUCCCAGGCCGUCCAUCGAGCUCAAGCGCCCCGGUGCCCGAUAUUAUUAAGAUUAAUGGCCACCAAGUUGAAGACGGCCAAGCUGGAGACCACCAUCCAGUGGUCGCAUCUUGGUUUCUCGGCCCUCGUGCUGAGAACUUCAAGUACAUGGCUCAAUCCUUCCUACAGGUUCUCCACGAUCAAAAAGAAGCCCGCCAUAGCCUUUUCCCCAAUGAUCCGGCGUUCAUAACUCCGGAAAUCCAAUCCGACGAAAGGUUUCAAGCAUCGAUUGAGUAUUUGAAUAACCAUCUUCAUUUACUAUCUGAAAAACUAAGCACAAACUGUAUUCCAUUUUGGAGUCCGAGGUUUAAUGGGCACAUGAAUAUGGAUACUACUAUGCCAGCACUGCUUGGGUAUUUGACAGCGAUGCUGUAUAAUCCCAAUAAUCUUGCAAUAGAAGGAGGUCCUUUGACCACAAUGCUUGAGAUUGUCGUCGGAAAACAGUUGUCUGAAAUGCUUGGCUAUAACGUUGUUCCGAGUCACGAUCCCUCCGUCCCAGUAGGAUGGGGACAUAUCACAGCCGACGGCUCUAUCGCCAACCUCGAAGCCAUCUGGGUCGCACGCAACCUCAAAUUCUAUCCACUAUCCUUAUUUCUCGCUAUCACCGAAGGCCCCUUAAAAUUCAUAAAAUCCAAUCCAAGAUCCCUAAUAGUCCCACUUUGUGAUGGUAAUAAAAAGCCUUUCGUCGACCUCACAACAUGGGAACUCCUCAACUUAACCCCUGAUGCUGCCAUGAGCCUCUCUAAUCAACUUAAUGAACUCUAUGGAAUCUCACAAACAGCUUUAACUAAGGCAGUAACGCCGUAUUUGAUUCAGGAUACUGGUAGACGCUGGCUUGAAAAGAAGUUUGGGAUCGAGAAUGAAGCAGUUAUGUUUGUUAGUACUACGGCGCACUAUUCUUGGCCGAAGGGUUGUGCAAUUACCGGCAUCGGUGCAGCGAACAUCAUCUCCGUCGACGUCGAUCUAAACGCUCGUAUGUCAAUCUCUAAUCUGAGAUCUAAACUUUCUGACGCCCUUGCCAAUAAAAGAGCUGUCUACUCUGUCGUUGCAAUAAUUGGCAGUACCGAACAUGGUGCGGUCGACCCUCUGAAAGAAAUACUUGAAGUUCGCAAAGACUUCCGAAAACAAGGUCUAUCAUUUCUUAUCCAUUGCGACGGCGCAUGGGGCGGCUAUUUUGCAUCAAUGGUCGAUGUUAAAACGAAGAGGAAAAAUAGUAUUUCAAAUAGUACUAGAAAUCAUACAAUGGGGUUUGUACCGAGACAAACUUUGAAUCCUUAUACUAUUGAGCAAUUGGAGUCAUUUGGAGAAGCGGAUAGUGUUACUAUUGAUCCACAUAAAUCUGGAUUAUGUUCCUACCCAGCUGGUGGACUCUGUUAUCGCGAUGGUAGGCUCCGCUUUCUCGUCACUUGGCAGAGUCCGGUCGUUUAUCGAUCCGGUGAUCAGAGUAUUGGUAUAUAUGGUGUUGAGGGAAGUAAACCAGGCGCGGCUGCGGCUGGUGUUUGGCUUUCUCACGAAGUUAUCGGACUCAACAAGAAUGGCUAUGGAACAUUACUUGGAGAAGGGGUCUUCACUUGUGCAAAGCUUCACGCAAACUGGGCCACUCUAUCCACGGAUGAGGAUAACUUCAUUGUGACUCCGUUUAACAGACUUCCAGCUGAGGUCGAUGGGAAAUCCCCUGAAGAAAUUGAGAAGCAGAAAGAAUUUAUUCGAAAGCAUAUCAUUAAAGUCGAUAAUAAAACUCUUGCAAAAGAUAAAGCAGCUCUGGAGCUUCUUAAAUUGAUCGGAGGCGAUCUUAUGGCGAAUGCUAUGGCUUGUAACUUCAAGUAUACAGUUGGCGACAAGAAGGUCCCAAAUACUAGUAUCGUCGAAGCGAAUAUUAUGAACACUAGAAUAUUCAACCGUGUCUCCGUCACCCGACCUGGCGAGGAAGUCAAAAAAAGAGAACUAUUCCUCACUUCCUCCCAAUUCUCGCAAGAGAACUAUGGCGAAUGUCUCACUACUUAUAAAAAGCGACUGAGCCUUAAAGGGUCGGAUGACUUAUGCUCUCUCUUAAACGUCACAAUGAGCCCCUGGCCUACGGACGGAAAUUUCCUGACGAAUGUUGUCGUAGCAGGAUUUAAGAAAAUCGUUCAGGAAGAAGCUCAGUAUGCUAUUGCCCGAAACACAACUUCCCCCGAUUUUCACGGUUUCGUCAUGCAAGGCGACUCCCCCCUUCAUCUCGUUCAUCUCCCCAUGUUCAACAUGAAAAACCACCGCUACCAAUUGAUUAUUACUGGAGAUCUCCCCGCCGAUAUUUUCGAAAUAUACAAAUCCGAUAAAGCGGCCAACCCGCGUGCCGUGUAUCUGCUUGGAAAUAAAAACGCAGACAUCCUCGAAGAACUUGUUAAAGCCACUGAAUUCGAAGCAGUAAUCGAUAAGGGGUUCCCACCAGACGAUGGAUCCCAUUGGCUUAGUGGGUUCAAACUUACCAACAUCAAAUUAGUUCUGAACCAAUCACUAGAGCUCGAUGAUCUUAAAAAGGCGUUUCCGCAUACUGACGAUAGACUGUACCCUUCUCGAAUGCCGUUUUGGAUGUAUGGAACUAAAGAGCAGACCCAUAUUGACCAUGUCCUAACGUGGUCACCAAACGCACAGCUCAACAGUGAAUGCGUAAAAUGUGAUUUUGAAAGAGAACUUACAGAAGAGGAGUUGAGUAAUAUCGUCGUCUGUACAUUUGACGGCUUGGACGAGAAUUUCAUGCAACCAAUCGCCAACGAUCCCGGGCAAGAAAACCCAAACACAAAUUGGCAUACCCCUGGUCUCCCCUUUCAUCGUUCCUCGACCUUCUCGGUCGAAAUCUACUCAAAUUACCACGACUCCCAAUCCGAUGCCGCCCCAUUAACAAAAGGCACCAUAAUCCUCGGCGGCUGCUAUGCGGACUGGGAUAUAAUAAACGAUAUCCCCAGUAACCCCGGUGAAUAUAAGACGGACCCCCUUCUCGAAGAUUACGAUAUUUUAAGUGAUACCCCGGACUCCUCUGGUAAACAUCGAAUCCGAAGGGGAAGUCUGAAGCCAAAUCUGACGGAAAGGCAUCCUAUUCAUAACGCUUAUAAGGAAUUGUUGGAUAGGAGGCGGAUUGAGAUUGCCAAGGAGUGGACUUUGGGGUUUGAGCCAUUUGAACGGUGUAAGUCGGUCAUAGCAGGGAGCUUGGAGAAGAAGAGUAUGAAAGUAAACAUCAAGAAGCUUCUGAAGAGGAGGAAUAUUACUUUAGAGGACUUUUAG